Molecule: messenger RNA, 411 nt
Organism: Glarea lozoyensis ATCC 20868
Lineage: Eukaryota; Fungi; Ascomycota; Leotiomycetes; Helotiales; Helotiaceae
Exons: 1
Coding region: 1-411 (136 amino acids)
Source: RefSeq, a predicted model, not a curated record
AUGGGAGAUCCAAGUUCUGGGAAAACCGUAGUCAAGCUAGGGCCUAAGCAUUCCAAUUUUCAUCCUCGUCUUCCUCAAUUCAUGUCAAACACACGCGUGCCACGCACAAUAUCAAUUGCUCAGCGCAGAGAAUGCGCUCAUCGUAGUGCCCGUACAGAUUUGCUCCAUGGUGUCGCUGAUCUCUAUUUAAAUGCCUUGAACGACCGCGACGACCGGGAUCUGAUCGGGAGCAACGCGUCUUGUCUGAUCAAGAGUUCGGUCGAUGGUGUGUGCAAACAGGAGGUCAAUAGACGAUGUGGAUUCAUGGGCAACGGCGAUGCGCGGCGGUCCUCGCAGACGAGUUGGUGUUCUGAUCCUAAUAGAUUUCGUCAACAUCUCUGGGCGAUGAAAGGUGUCGAAGAAAAGAGCUGA